CCGCCGCCGCGCUACCUGGCGGGCUUUCCUCUCGGCAGUGCUCAGUGUCCAGUUAUUACUAAUAAAAGCAAGCGGUAAGCGAGAAUGGCGAGAGCAGGCCGGCUGCGUGAGUUGCCGCCGGACGGGCACUCCCCCACGGACAGCCGGACACACGCAGCGGCGGCACGGCUGCCGGUGCGACUGGCUCCCGGGUAAAUGUAGCAUUUUCGCGUUGCAACAAUGUGAAGGAGCGCGGUGCCUAGUAACGACUGGCCGUUACCCUGACUACCCCUCGCAACCGAUGCUUGUUGGUGCUCGCCUGUACUCCGUCCGAAAACCAGAGCAGAGUUUAGACCGAAGAGCAUUGGUUCAAAAUGAGUGAACUAAAAGAUUGCCCGCUGCAGUUCCAUGACUUCAAGCCAGUAGACCACGCGAAGAUGUGUCCUCGGUAUGCUGCUGUGUUAUCACGCUCGGAAGACGACGGGAUUGGAAUUGAGGAACUGGACACGUUGCAGUUGGAGCUGGAGACGUUGCUGUCCUCGGCAAGUCGGCGACUACGCAUCUUAGAGGCAGAGACGCAGAUCCUCACAGACUGGCAGGAUAAAAAAGGAGAUAAGAGGCUGUUAAAGUUUGGGAAAGAACAUGAGCAUGGAACACCACAGAAACAUGGAAAGCCAAAGAAGCAGAAACUCGACGGGAAGGGCAGUCAUGGAACUGGGCCUGGGCCUGGACGUCCUAAAUCGAAAAAUGUACAGCCUAAGAUACAGGAGUACGAGUUUACAGAUGACCCCUUGGAUGUUCCCAGGAUUCCAAAGAAUGAUGCCCCAAAUAGAUUCUGGGCAUCAGUGGAACCAUACUGUGCUGAUAUAACCAACGAAGAGAUCCGUAUCCUCGAGGAUCUUCUGAAACCGCCUGAAGAUGAAGCAGAGUAUUACAAGAUCCCUCCUUUGGGAAAACAUUACUCUCAGCGUUGGGCGCAAGAGGACCUCCUGGAGGAGCAGAAGGAAGGUGCUCGUGCUGCGGCUGCAGCAGAGAAGAAGAAAGGCAUGCUUGGAACUUUAACCGAGCUUGACUCGAAAGAUGUGGAUGCAUUGCUGAAGAAGGAGCAACACGAUCAGCCUGAAGAUGUUUCUCCCUUUGGGCCCCUUACACAACGAUUGCUCCAAGCUUUGGUGGAGGAGAACAUUAUUUCACCAAUGGAAGAUUCUCCUAUGCCGGAGAUGACGGGGAAAGAAGCAGGGACUGAUGGAGCGAGCACGUCCCCUCGAAGUCAGAAUAAGUCAUUUAGUGUUCCUCAUACAAAAUCUCUGGAAGCUCGAAUUAAAGAAGAACUAAUUGCACAGGGUCUGUUGGAUUCUGAGGAUCGUCCUACUGAAGACUCUGAGGAUGAAGUUCUAGCGGAACUGCGUAAACGUCAGGCAGAACUGAAAGCCCUCAGUAGCCAUAAUCGAGCAAAGAAACAGGAACUUCUCAGACUAGCCAAAGAGGAGUUAAAAAAACAGGAGUUACGACAACGAGUGAGGAUAGCAGACAACGAAGUCAUGGAUGCCUUCCGGAAGAUCAUGGCAGCACGCCAAAAGAAACGAACGCCAACAAAAAAAGAGAAAGAUCAGGCAUGGAAAGCACUGAAGGAAAGAGAGAGCAUCUUAAAACUGUUGGACAGUUAAAGGCAACUUUGCCAACACACUGUUAAUACAAAAUAUUUGGGGAAGCUUUUGUCGUUUCUGAGUUGUCUGGACUUGAACUGACAAAAAAGAUGAUUUAGAUUUCCCUGUUCUGAACUGGUAACAUUCCAUUGCAGCAGGCUGUCUCUGUUGCAGCUUGCUUGUCUUGUAUGUCGAAGGUGGAUAUCUAUUAUAUAGAAAUCUGAAUGUUGUGCUUUGCUAGUUUGAAUCUGUACUGUAUGUAAGAGUAAAGUUUCUGCUGCGUGUUCUGAUAAGAGUGUAGUAUUUAUAGGUGAUUGUACUAUUGAUAGUCCAAAUGUGAUGUUAACAACUGACACUUUAUAACUUUUGAGAAAGAUUGUCUUCACUCACCCCUGCUCCAAUAAAAUUUUAUGGAAAUAAUAUAUGGAGGUGAUCUCUAUGACACAAAAUAUAUUAAUUAUUCUUUAAACCAUGUUUAUUCUAUUUCCACGCCCUCCCCAUGAGUUAAUGUACUGUGGUCCCUUGUAUUAAUUUCAAAUCUUCCUGCAUUUCCUCUCAACCAUUUAGAAAUAUAGAACAUAGAAAACCUACAGCACAAUACAGGCCCUUCGGCCCACAAUGCUGUGCUGAACAUGUACUUACUUUAGAAAUUAUCUUGGGUUACCCAUAGCCCUCCAUUUUUCUAAGCUCCAUGUACCUGUCCAGGAGUCUCUUAAAAGACCCUAUUGUAUCUGCCUCCACCACCGUCACUGGCAGCCUAUUCCACGCACUCACCACUAUCUGAGUAAAAAACUGACCCCUGACAUCUCCUUUGCACCUACUUCCAAGCACCUUAAAACUGUGCCCUCUUGUAUUAGCCAUUUCAGCCCUGGGAAAAAGCCUCUGACUAUCCACACGAUCAAUGCCUCUCAUCAUCUUAUACGCCUCUAUCAGAUCACCUCUCAUCCUCUGCCUCUCCAUUUAUUGCUUGAGAUUUAUUCAUCCAUUUAUUAUCAAGAUACUAUAAAUUUCUAAUAUCAAACCAUGGGGUGGGGGCGCAUAAGGCAGAUGGUGGUAGAAAAAGUACAUUUCACAGAAAGGGAGUCGCAUAAGGUUUAAGAAACAGUAGGUACUGUUCCUUUGACCCAUUCCAGGGUAGCGCUGUCACUGAAGCUCUUGGUAUUCGGGUUUUUGGGCCUUUAGCUGCAUGUGGUCUCAAUGAUCCUUGAUUCUCGUGUUGGCUGUUAGCAGCGAGAAGAGAAAUUACUCAAGAAGUUGGUUCCAUCUUUGGCUGGUGGUAAAGCAAACUGUUCCUACAUCUCUUCUGUGGGUUUCACCUGCCUUCCUGAAUUAUCUUCUGAGACAGUUGCUAUUGUUCUUACAUUUUCUUUCUGCAUCUGAUUGAAUGGGCUGACCAACUUUGCACUGGAGGAAUCUGAUCCUUUCAUAGUUGAUCUUAACCAGCUCAGUUUAUAGCUGAGAAAUAGAUCGUUUGUGAACAGGUAGGUUUAGCCGAGUUGGCCCUUUCUCCACCUUCCUCAGGGUUAACCUGAAACCUUGAUGUAUUGUAGAGGUGCUGCUGAUAUUUGAAUCCAUAUCGAGGAAGAACAAGUGUGGCAGAAUUGUGGGUGUGUGCUGUGGAAACCAGUUUUGCGAAGUACUAUAGUAUGUUACCAUUGUAUAAAAUGAACUGAAGAAUCAUACUGCCAAGCUUGCUAUUUUUUUUUAAGCAGGAGCUUCGCUGUAAUCGGUAAUCUAAGUUCUGUUCUGCAACACAAACACUCUGAUCACCUGUCUGUCAGACUUGUACUCUUGCAAUGGCUAUACUGUACUACUUCACUGAUCUGAAUUCUGAAAGCAACCAGCAGUCAUUAAAAUCCCAACACGGAUGUCUUCUUACUAAGUUAUUGGAUCAUAUUUGAAGCAACAACAGUUAUUAUCAUUGGUAAUGUCAAAUACUCAGUAGUGUACUUGCCAUUAGCAAACUGUAAUGAAC
This is a messenger RNA of Mobula hypostoma (lesser devil ray), 3600 nucleotides long. RefSeq names its product transcriptional adaptor 3 (NGG1 homolog, yeast)-like (gene tada3l). Gene Ontology annotation, molecular function: transcription coactivator activity. Bases 354 to 1646 code for a protein of 430 amino acids. The record is from RefSeq and is a predicted model, not a curated record. Gene Ontology annotation, cellular component: SAGA complex. Gene Ontology annotation, biological process: regulation of transcription by RNA polymerase II. The transcript has 9 exons. Lineage: Eukaryota; Metazoa; Chordata; Chondrichthyes; Myliobatiformes; Myliobatidae.